This is a messenger RNA of Bactrocera dorsalis (oriental fruit fly), 3899 nucleotides long. It is a transcript of the gene rec, whose product is annotated as DNA replication licensing factor REC. The record is from RefSeq and is a predicted model, not a curated record. Gene Ontology annotation, cellular component: nucleus; MCM complex. NCBI's taxonomy places the organism in Eukaryota, Metazoa, Arthropoda, Insecta, Diptera, Tephritidae. The transcript is spliced from 5 exons. Gene Ontology annotation, molecular function: single-stranded DNA helicase activity; single-stranded DNA binding; ATP binding. The coding region runs from base 152 to 2743 and encodes 863 amino acids.
GAAAUUAUCAAACAGCUGUUUAUAUUAAUGUGAUUCUCACGAUAUGGUAAUAUUGUUGUUCAAAUAAUUAGAAAUCGUAUGCGCGGGUUUAUAUCGAAUUUAAUUAAAUCACUGUUUUUUUAAAGAAAAACACAUAAUUGAAGUGUAAAAAAUGAAUCCGCCGGCUAAGCGACCUUCAGGACGCUUUAUACGUGGUCGCGGACGAGGUGGCGGUGCUUAUCGUCCGUAUUUUUAUUUUCGUCGCAAUGGACGUACAAUACCAGCUGGUGGACACGGAAAUGCCAAUGCACCGGCUCGUGCAAAUUACUCAGGCUGCCGCGGUCAAAGACGUGGGGCAAUCCAAAAUAAUUAUUACAGCCACCCACCGAAUGUAGUGUUAGAUUCGUCUUUUCUGCGGCCAGAAUGCUAUGCUGCACCUGAUGAUAUCCAACACACAGUUCAAAGUUUUCGUGCAGAUAUGCCCCCACAUUGCCCCGGCUGGCAUUUAUAUUUUCCGCAAGAACCCUAUAAUGAAACAUCAGAGCUAGCAAAUCGUAUUAAAGCAAUUGAAGAGUAUUUUAUAAAAUAUCAAGAGACUUAUGUAUUUAAAAAAAUACAACACGAAAAGUACUUUAAUUUGGAGGCAAUACAUGUUUUUGGUUACAAGGCGAUUACAACUGUUUGGCCUAAAUUGAAAGAAGAUAUGCUGGAGCGUACGUCACGUACUUUAGCAACAUUUGGCGUCGCCAUGCACAAAGUAAUAACAAUGUCUGCCGUAAAUAGUGCAACCAGUCAGCUGGCUAGUAGUAUUAACGCUUAUGUGCCUCGUUGUACUUUACCACGAAAAAUAUACGUACGACCGAACGGUUUUGCAGAAAUAAAUUUAAUUUCAAAAUUGGAUAGAACGUUGAUAGGGAACUUAUGCAGUGUACGCGGCGCUGUGUCUGCCAUAGGCGUAGUAGAAGCGGCGGCCACAUGGAUAGCAUAUAAAUGUCCGCGCUGUGGACAGGAGCAAGCAAUGAGACAAACCGGAUUUUACAUAUCACGACCGCAUAGCUGCAAAAGAGAAGGCUGUCUCGCGAAGAAGAAUUUUAUAGAACAGCGUUCCUCACCUUACACACGGAUCACACCACAGCAAAUUUUACAACUUCAGGAGACCAAUCUACAAGCGUCUAUUGACAGAGAAUACGAUUCAUCAAACAUGAUUGAUGUCGAGUUAAAAUACGAUUUGGUUGAUACGCUCGUAGCGGGUGAGGAGGUCAUUAUUUGUGGCAUAAUUAAAAUACGUACAUUGGACGACGAGCAGAAUGCAAAUCCAUGUUCCUCUGUAACCACAAGUAAAAUCUACAUGAAAGCUGUUUCCAUUAAGAAAGCAAAACAUUUGGGGCACACAUUCACUCAGCGAGAUAUGGAUGCAAUUGCCAUGAUAAACUCUGAACCAGAUAGUUUUAAGCUUCUAUCACAUUCAGUUGCGCCUGAGUUACAUGGACAAGAGAUAGUAAAAGCAGGUAUUUUGUUAUCACUUUUUGGUGGCGCUGGUUCACAAAUACACGAUGAGUCUGAGAUUAACGUCUUAUUAGUGGGUGAUCCUGGUAUUGGCAAAUCUCAUUUGCUAGAGAUGUCUGCAAAAAUUUCAGAAAAAGGCACUUUUCUCAGUGGCAAACAUUGGUCGCCCGCCACACAGUCUUUAACUACCGCACUUCAAGGUCGUACAAAUCACAUUCUGAGUUCGGGUGCACUCACUAUUUCCCAAACGGGCCAUUGCGCCAUCGAUGAUAUUGAUCGUUUAGCUUCCCAACAAGAUAUUUUAGUGCAAAUAAUGCAGUCUAAAAUGGUAUCACUACCAUUCCCCAAUUUAUAUGCAACUAUAGCCAUGCCGACAUCUGUUAUUGCAGCCGCAAACCCACUUCGUGGCCACUACGAUCACUCGCGGCUACUCACCGAAAACAUACGUUUGAGCACUACAUUACUUCAGCAAUUUCACUUAGUAUUCCUGCUAUUGGAUAAGUCGAACAAAGACUUAGACACCUCAUUAACAGAUCACAUUAGAGCAAUGCAUGAUGGUAUAAAGAAAAAUGCUGCCAUUGCACAACGCUUCGAUAGAAAACCCAAAACGAAUAAUUCCAUGAACUUAUCACUGGCUGAUGAGGAAUUAGAUGAUGAGCAAUAUGACUUAAGUGCGCGCUUAAAGUUAAAAUAUGAUGAUUUCAAAGAGGAGGAAUUAGAUUUGCUGCCGCCCAUAUUACUGAAGAAAUUCAUAGCAUACGCACGCCAACAAUUGCGUCCUUUAUUGAACGCUAAAGCUGCCGAAGCGCUUAAAACCUUCUAUAUGAGCUUGCGUGACAAAGUAGACGAAGAGCAAAGUUACUGUGUAUCAACAAGCCACCUUGAGGGUCUGAUUCGUCUCGCACAAGCACGUGCGCGUGUCGAUUUCUCCGAAGAAGUGACGAGACUUCACGUACGUGACGUUCUCUGUAUCGUACGGCACAGUAUAUCGGAUACUGCGCUGAGCGAUUAUGUCGAUAGAAAUCCAGCCACGGCUACUGCGCCCACCAGUCAACGGGGUACGGUGAAGAAAUUCAUACAAAUGCUGCAGUUGCGUUCCAGUGCAUUGGGCAGACGAAUAUUCGAUUACGACGAAAUUAAGGAUAUGGCGGGACGAGCCGGGAUCUCAUGUGGCGUUAGCAAUUUGGUGGAAAUGGUGAACCUGCAGGGUUAUCUGCUGAAGAAGGGGCCGAAUAUGUAUGAAGUGAUGACAGAUUAGCAGCUGAUAUGAAUAUGUGCAUUAUUAUGUUUUUAUAUGUACAUACAUGUAAAUAUUAUAUAAUACAAUGUAAGAUGAACAUAUUUUUUAAUUUUCUAUAUCAUCGACAUGUAAAUAGUGACUUUAAGUUUAAUACACUUUUAAUUUGAAAUUUGUUUUUAUGUGUAUUCAGAUUUAUAUCUUUAUAUAUAAAAAUGACGUGUCACGUUGUUUGUCCGCGAGGGACUACUAAACUUCUGAACUGAUUUUAGCAAAAUUUAGCACACUGUCUAGUUUGAACCAACUUAGAAGAUAUGUAGAAUAGUAAAAACAAUUCAUAAAUAGAAAAUACAAUUAGACGUUCUAUUAAGCGGACAUUUCCAUUAACCAUGCCCAUUGGCCAUUACAAUUUGUUGAUGUUUAUUAAGUACAAUCUAUUAAGCGGACAACUAUAUUAACUGGACAGUUUUGCUGGUAACCGGACAUUGAAGGCUGCUUGCCUCAAAUUCGUUAUUUUUUCCAAUAAAAUUUAUAUGUAUGAACAUAUUCAAAAUUAAACCUCAAAUACAAUCCCUUCGAUUCUUAUACCGUUAAAAACGUUUUCGCCUUUAUUCAAAAAUAAAUAUUUUCUCUGUAUUGAAUACUUUAUUAUAUGAAUAAUAGUAUAAAAUGUAUACACAGCACCUUGUGGGCAGAUCCACUAGCAGAUAUAUAUUAUAUAACGUGAUUGUAUUCAUCACGUUGUAUUGAAUAUACAACGAUGGAUCCAAAAUGAAUAAAGGUGCGGUAGUGACAAGACUUCCGGCUUAACUUUCCUAGUACGUCUCGGUUAUAUACUUAGUUACGUUGCUGACACAAACACUGGAGCUGAAACGUCUAAAGACAAUAAGUUGUUCGAAAAUGCUGAAAUGAAACAAAACGUGUAAAAUUAUAGGCAAAUCUGGCGUAGUUGUCAAAUCCAAUAUAGACAGGACUUAUUCGUAUUCACAGUGCAUAUUGCACAUGACAUUCGUCUUUCGCGAAACACUCAGCAAAGCUUUACACAAAUUAUUAUAGCAUCGUUAAAAAUAUUAUAGCAACAUUCUUUAAACAUUUUUUUCUUCACUAAUGCCCUCGAUACUUCGUGGUCGACAUAAAUUUAGUUUCAUACCGGUUAAGCAAGUCAGGAAGAAAUUAU